AUGCAGUGUCUUCAUGCUCCAACCAGAGCCCAGGUUGAUAAAGCACAUGUCCAGAGAAAAUGGGUGGAUACAGGGAUCCCCAGCUGGCGAAAUCGGCAUUGGGUGAGUAACAAGGACGUUAUUUUGUGGUGGAUUCUGGUAUGGAGUUCCGCUCCUUUACAUCUACUGUAAGUUGAUGUUGGCGGUGGGAGAAUAAGGAGUCCUAGGAUUCCAACUAACAGAGCUGCAGCUAUAACUCAUCGGUGUUUUUAGAGGUACCUACCUGCACAAGAAUACGACGUUGCUUUCGUUUCUCAAGAGCAUGCUUUGAGACUUGCGGCUAACGACAUUGGUGGCGGCCUAACGAGUAUGACAUGGUAG
Hymenoscyphus albidus is the source of this 360-nucleotide messenger RNA. Lineage: Eukaryota; Fungi; Ascomycota; Leotiomycetes; Helotiales; Helotiaceae. The record is from the annotation of a GenBank genome assembly.